AGGUGCUUCUGCGUUUGCGCCUUCUUCCGGCAUCGAGCAGCGAGUCCGCUGGUAUUGAGGUGGUAAUCGGGCUGUGGGCAGUAGCAGCCGGACCAAGGAGGAAACAAAUGGAGGAUCCGGAGCUAUCCGGAAGCUUCGCAGGUUCAGAACUCUUCAGGGAUGUGGCCAUAAUUUUCUCCCAAGAGGAAUGGGAGUGCCUGGAGCCUGCUCAGAAGGACUUGUACAGAGAUGUGAUGCUGGAGAACUGCGGCCAUCUCGUCUCCCUGGGUCUUCCCAUAUCCAAACCUGAUGUGAUAGCCAUCUUAGAGCAAGGAAGGGAGCCUUGGCUAGAGGAGAGGGCCACAGCAGGAGGCCUGUGUUCAGCAUUGGAAUCCGGAUACGGUGCCAAAAUACUGUCUGCAAAGCCACGCGUUAAUGAAACGGAGUCGCCACAGUGGGUGAAAAUGGGAGGCCUUGCAAGCUGUGCUCUUGAGAGCUUGAGCUUCCAGGAUGAUGGGGAAGACAAAGGCCUGUCUGACAGACAACCCGGAAAGCCAGACAGAAAUGCCAGUCCUGUGUUAGUCAGUCAUGAGGAAAUGCCCACUUUACACCAGCAAGCACCUCUUACUUUUUCCCAGAGAAAGUCCUGUCAAUAUAACACAUGCAAAAAAGAUUUGUGGCACAAGGAAUUCUGUAUUAAUCAAGGAAUUCCUACUACUGAGAAGGCCUACACAUGUAGGGAGUGUGGGAAGGCCUUUAAGUAUGGUUCACGACUAAUCCAGCAUGAGAAUAUUCAUUCUGGCAAGAAGCCUUAUGAAUGUAAAGAAUGUGGGAAGGCCUUCAAUUCUGGCUCAAAUUUCAUACAACACCAGAGAGUUCAUUCAGGUGAGAAACCUUAUGAAUGUAAAGACUGUGCUAAAGCCUUCAGUCGAAGCUCACAGCUGAUUGAGCAUCAGCGAAUCCAUACUGGGGAGAAACCCUAUCAAUGUAAGGACUGCAGCAAGGCCUUCAAUCGGAUCUCGCAUCUUAAAGUACAUCACAGAAUUCAUACUGGUGAAAAGCCCUGUGUGUGUAAGGAGUGUGGGAAGACCUUUAGUCAUAGGUCUCAGCUGAUUCAACAUCACACUGUUCAUACUGGCAAGAAACUCUUUGAAUGUAAAGACUGUGGGAAGGCUUUUAAUCAAGGAUCCACUCUUAUCCGACAUCAGCGAAUUCAUACUGGAGAGAAACCUUAUGAGUGUAAGGCAUGUGGCAAGACCUUUAGAGUGAACUCGCAGCUUAAGCAACAUCAGAGAAUUCAUACUGGAGAGAAACCUUACCAGUGUAAGGUUUGCAAUAGGGCCUUCAAGCGGGUCUCCCAUCUCACAGUCCACUAUAAAAUUCAUACACAUGAGAAGCCAUAUGAGUGUGAGGAAUGUGGGAAGGCCUUCAGUCAUUGCUCACAACUGAUUCAACAUCAGAUGAGCUAUUCCAAGGAAAAGCCCUACAAGGGAUGUGGGAGGAGUUGUAAAGAGUGUAAGAAAGCCUUCAGCCAGAAUUCAUACCUCAUUGUACAUCAAAGAAUUCAUACUGGAGAAAAACCAUAUAAGUGUAAGGAAUGUGCAAAAUCCUUCAGGCAGCCUGCACACCUGGCUCAGCAUCAGAGGAUUCACACUGGGGAGAAACCCUAUAAGUGUAAGGAAUGUGGGAAAGCCUUUAGGGAUAGCUCUACCUUUGCUCAACAUCAGAGGUGUCACAACGACAAACGACCCUUUCAGUGUGUUGAGUGCGGUCAAGCCUUCAGGUAUAACAUGUCCCUUACUCGUCACUUUAGGCAUUAUCACACUGGAGAGAAGCCAUUUGAUUGCACUGAUUGUGGGAAAGUGUUCAGUGUUCACAUAGGACUUACUUUGCACAGGAGAAUUCACACUGGAGAGAAACCUUACAAAUGUAACGUGUGUGGAAAAGCAUUUCGCAGUGGGUCAUCCCUGACGGUACACCACAGAAUUCAUACAGGUGAGAAGCCUUACAAAUGUGAUAUUUGUGGGAAAGCCUUCAGCCAUAGCAUGUCACUCACUGGCCAUCAAAGAGUACAUUCUGGAGAGAAACCUUAUAAAUGUAAGGAAUGUGGGAAAGCUUUUCGGCAGAGUAUACAUCUUGUUGUCCAUUCAAGAAUUCAUACUGGAGAAAAACCAUAUGAAUGUAAGGAAUGUGGGAAAGCUUUUAGAGAAAGUUCACAGCUAACCACGCAUCAGAGAAACCACACAGGAGAAAAACCUUUUGAAUGUAAACAGUGCGGUAAGUUUUUCAAAAGAAGUACCUAUCUUGCCAGACAUCAGAAGAUCCAUACAGGAGAGAAACCUUAUGAGUGUAAUGAAUGUGGGAAAACUUUCACGCAUACUGCCUACCUUGUAAGACAUAAGAGAGUUCAUACCGGAGAGAAACCUUACAAAUGUACCGAAUGUGGAAAGGCGUUUGGUGAUGGCUCAUCCCGUGCUCAGCACCAGAGACUUCACACAGGUCAGAGGCCCUAUGCAUGUGAUAAAUGUGGAAAGGCAUUCCGAACAAAGUCAUCCCUUAAUUGUCACCAAAGAUGUCAUAUUGAAAAAACCUGAAAACUAUAUCCCCUCUGGCAAAUCCUUUAG
This is a messenger RNA of Onychomys torridus (southern grasshopper mouse), 2603 nucleotides long. Its product is annotated as zinc finger protein 582-like. NCBI's taxonomy places the organism in Eukaryota, Metazoa, Chordata, Mammalia, Rodentia, Cricetidae. Gene Ontology annotation, biological process: regulation of DNA-templated transcription. The record is from RefSeq and is a predicted model, not a curated record.